AUGGCAGCGAUGUGUUUCUGUUUUAGCGAUGGAAGCCUUCGACUGUUUCCGCCCCUCCCAGUGGAAGCCACAGUGGAAGCGUCACGAUGCGGUCGGUCCGUCGGUCGGUACGGAGCAGCGUUGGCAAUUCGACAGGAGACGUUGUAUAUGCUGGGGCACCCAGGAGACGAGUCCCUCCCCAGAGAUGGUGGUGAUGGUGGUGGUGGCAUACUCCGUACCAUGCCCGGUAAUAACAGUAGGCCCGAAGAGAAGGAGGAGAAGGACCACGGUCGUCCCAGGCUUCCUCGUCUCCACUCUGAGCACAUUCCUGUUCAGGGGAGAGAGAGACCUGGGAGGCAAUCGUGA
This is a messenger RNA of Colletotrichum navitas, 345 nucleotides long. RefSeq lists its product as uncharacterized. The transcript has 2 exons. Bases 1 to 345 code for a protein of 114 amino acids. The record is from RefSeq and is a predicted model, not a curated record. NCBI's taxonomy places the organism in Eukaryota, Fungi, Ascomycota, Sordariomycetes, Glomerellales, Glomerellaceae.